This is a messenger RNA of Cyprinodon variegatus (sheepshead minnow), 339 nucleotides long. RefSeq names its product probable pancreatic secretory proteinase inhibitor. The transcript is spliced from 4 exons. Bases 16 to 258 code for a protein of 80 amino acids. Gene Ontology annotation, molecular function: protein binding; serine-type endopeptidase inhibitor activity. The record is from RefSeq and is a predicted model, not a curated record. NCBI's taxonomy places the organism in Eukaryota, Metazoa, Chordata, Actinopteri, Cyprinodontiformes, Cyprinodontidae.
UCAUCUACCAACACCAUGAAAGGGAAAUUUGUUGUGCUGGGACUUGUGCUUUUCUGUGUCGCAGCAGAUGCUGCAGUGAAGUCUGGACUCAUGAAAAAGCCUACUUGUCGGAACGCGGACGAGAAUAGGGCAUGCCCAAUGAACUUUGCCCCUGUGUGCGGCAGUGAUGGAAACACCUAUGCCAACGAAUGUGCGCUCUGUGUGCAGAGACAAGUAACCAAAACGGACAUCAUGAUCGCCAAGGAUGGAAGCUGCUAACCGGUGGUUAUUAAGGCCAUGUGAGGAGGCACAACAGGAAAAUUACAUCCACUGGCUGCAAUAAAGUCAAAGUUUCAACCA